ACCUAUUUUAGGCCACAAUCCUCUCUCAAAUUCUAUUUCUCAUCAAAUUCCUUCUCUUUUUUCUCAUUGGCUCGUCCCUUCUUCUCCUCUUCUUUUUUUCUCCUCCACAAAACCCUACUUUUUUUCAUAUGGGUUUUUCUCUUUGAUUCUUUUUCCCAUUCAUCUCUCAAUUUCAUUUACUGGGUUCGCUCCAAGUUUCAAUUUUUUCACAUGGGUUCUCAUGUUUGAGAUAGUUCCCUAAAAAAAAUAAUCAAAUGGAACCAAGCAAAGUUGAAGGGGGUUUAGUAAACGGUGAAAAGAAUUUGAUUUCGAAAUUGAAAGAUGUGGGUAGUAAUAGCGAUAGAGAGCUGUAUGUUAGAGCUGAUAAGAUUGAUUUUAAGAGCUGGGAUAUUCAGCUUGAGAAGCACUUGAGUCGGGUUUGGUCUAGGGAUAGGGUAGAGGAGACGAGAAGGGAAGAGUGGGAGAUUGAUUUGAGUAAAUUGGAUAUGAGGCAUGUUUUAGCUCAGGGGACUUAUGGUAUUGUGUACAGAGGCAAUUAUGAUGGCCAGGAUGUUGCUGUGAAGGUAUUGAAUUGGGGGGAGGAUGGCAUUGCCACUGCUGCUGAAAUUGCUGCUAUUCGGGCAUCAUUUCGGCAAGAAGUUGCUGUUUGGCAUAAGCUUGACCAUCCAAAUGUUACGAAGUUUGUUGGAGCCUCGAUGGGAACUUCCAAUCUUAAAAUUCCUCCCCAAAACCCUACAAAUGGAAAUUAUGAAUCUCAUCCUUCAAAGGCGUGCUGUGUUGUUCUUGAGUACCUUCCAGGUGGGACGCUAAAGAAAUUUUUAAUCAGAAAUAGUAGAAAGAAACUUGCCUUUAAGAUUGUCAUUCAACUUGCUUUGGAUCUUGCCAGGGGUUUGAGCUACCUUCAUUCUAAAAAGAUUGUGCAUCGGGAUGUUAAGUCAGAAAAUAUGCUGUUAGAUUCUCAUAGAACUUUGAAAAUAGCUGAUUUUGGCGUUGCUCGAGUUGAAGCUCAGAACCCUAGGGAUAUGACAGGGGAAACUGGUACUCUUGGAUACAUGGCCCCAGAGGUCCUCAAUGGUAACCCUUACAAUAGGAAAUGCGACGUAUACAGCUUCGGUAUAUGCUUGUGGGAAAUUUAUUGCUGUGACAUGCCUUAUCCUGAUCUCAGUUUUGCUGAAGUUUCAUCUCAAGUUGUUCGACAGAACCUACGGCCUGAAAUGCCCAGAUGUUGUCCGAAUUCAGUGGCAAGCAUAAUGAGAAAAUGCUGGGAUGGUAAUCCGGACAAACGCCCCGAGAUGGAUGAGGUUGUGAGAUUGCUCGAAGCAAUAGAUACAAGCAAAGGAGGAGGUAUGAUCCCUGAAGGCCAAUCUACCGGCUGUCUCUGUUUCACUCCAGCUCGUGGUCCGUGACGACUGUCAAAUUUACUGUACAUGUGCAGUUCAUUGCUAGAAUGCAGCUGAUCUUUGAAUAUUCAGCUCCUAAGUUUCUAUAGAGAUUAGUAAUUUUUUUUUAUUUUUUUUUGGAAGCUUGAGGAAUUCUGACUUUAGUUAAGUUCCUACAUUUUUAUUAUUAUGAAAGCUUGACUGGAGACUUGAUUCUUGGAAAAUUUGUUGGUGCACACAAUUCUGACUCUA
Messenger RNA from Mercurialis annua (annual mercury), 1631 nucleotides. Its product is annotated as serine/threonine-protein kinase STY13-like. Gene Ontology annotation, cellular component: plasma membrane. Gene Ontology annotation, molecular function: protein kinase activity; ATP binding. The transcript is spliced from 6 exons. The record is from RefSeq and is a predicted model, not a curated record. Lineage: Eukaryota; Viridiplantae; Streptophyta; Magnoliopsida; Malpighiales; Euphorbiaceae. Bases 255 to 1406 code for a protein of 383 amino acids. Gene Ontology annotation, biological process: protein phosphorylation.